AUGAGCGGCAUCAAAUCCCCUGUGUGCAAUGCGAACGCUGACGAGUUGCCGGCAGCUAUCGCUGAGGCGUACAGGACAUCUGUGGACAGUGCAACGAACGACUAUCAUAUGGAAGAAAACCAAAACGUUUCCGAAGAAGCGUUCCAACUUAAGUACUCCGUCGAAUAUCGUUUCGGUGACUUCACUCAGAGAGUGUGCGGGAACUCCUUCUUCGAUGGUCUCUUCCCCUGCGUUAUCUGCGCACUCAGCAGCGAGAACAAUGAUAUAGCAGCAGAAGAACUGCCCAUUAUCAAAGCACGUCACAAAGUCGAGCACCGACUCGUCCAUGGUUGCUGCAAGGUUGCUUAA
Messenger RNA from Ostertagia ostertagi, 348 nucleotides. Lineage: Eukaryota; Metazoa; Nematoda; Chromadorea; Rhabditida; Trichostrongylidae. The record is from the annotation of a GenBank genome assembly.